This is a messenger RNA of Diaporthe amygdali, 879 nucleotides long. Its product is annotated as short chain dehydrogenase reductase. The record is from RefSeq and is a predicted model, not a curated record. Gene Ontology annotation, molecular function: oxidoreductase activity. Bases 1 to 879 code for a protein of 292 amino acids. NCBI's taxonomy places the organism in Eukaryota, Fungi, Ascomycota, Sordariomycetes, Diaporthales, Diaporthaceae. The transcript has 4 exons.
AUGUCUUCGACCCCCACGCCAUCACUCGCUGCGGCGGACCUCUUCAAUGUCAAUGGCCUCGUUGCUGUUGUUACAGGCGGCGCGACCGGCAUCGGCUUGAUGAUAGUCAAGGCUUUGGAAGAGAACGGUGCCAAGGUCUACAUCAUCGGGCGCCGUAAGGAGGUGCUAGACAAGGUAGCCAAAGAAGAAGCGAAGCACGGUAACAUCAUCCCAUUACAGGGCGAUGCGAGCUCCAAGCCGGACCUGGAGCGCAUCGUCGCGCAUAUCACCAAAGAGACAGGCUUCAUCAACCUCCUCGUCGCGAAUGCAGGCGUCACAGGCCCUAUCACUAAGCCCCCCACCACCACACCUCUCGUAGAUUAUCAGAAGGCGCUGUGGGACGUUGACUCGGCGGCAUUCGACCAGACCUUCAGUAUCAAUGUUGGUGCCGUGUACUUCAGCAUUGCAGCCUUCCUGCCACUCCUGACUGCGGGAAACGAGAAGGGCAAUGUAGCUCAGAGCAGCCAGACGAUCAUCACCAGCUCGAUCGGCGCGUACGGCCGCGUCCCCAUGGCGCAUUAUGCCUACUCGGCUAGUAAGGCCGCUGUGACGCAUAUGGCGAGGCAGCUUGCCACCGCAUUCACGAGACACAAGCUUCGAUUCAAUGUCAUUGCGCCGGGAUUGUAUCCAUCCGAAAUGACAGAGGGGAUUGUAAAAUCCUCCGAGCAGCUCACGCCAGAGGAUUAUGCGCUGAAGGUUUCGCCGCUAGGCAGAGCUGGGAAUAUCGAGGACAUGGCGGGCUGCGUUCUUUGGCUUGCGUCCAAGGCGGGCGCAUGGCUAUCGGGGAACAUUGUCGUGACAGAUGGUGGAAAAUUGGGGAUUGUGCCCUCGUCUUAUUAG